AAUGACUGAGUGAUGUAGCAGAUACCCUGAAGCUCUCAGAGUCUCAGCUGCACACGGGCACACGCAGACGGACCUACAGAAAAACACUUUGGCACUCGGCUUGAAAUGACGUGUCGUGAGCUCCGCAGCCGGCAGUUUUGGCGUGCGAUAUUUGCAGAGCUGCUCGGCACCCUGGUGUUUGUGAGCACCAUGCUGGGUGCUUCUAUUCCAGGUCCUGGUGAGGUCCCCGGGGGGCCGAUGUACCCAGCCGUGGCAGCGGGUGUCGCAAUUGUUGCGCUGGCUCACUGUUUUGGAGAUAUAAGCGGUGCACAGGUGAACCCUGCGGUCACUCUGUCUCUGCUGGCAACUCGGAGGGUGGAUGCACUCAGGGCCCUUGUUUAUGUAGCGGCGCAGUGCUUGGGGGCCUUUUUAGGUGCUGGGGCCCUCUACCUGGCCCUGCCACUCAAACGCACAGCUGACUACUUUGUCAACAGGGUGCCCAUAGAGCUGAAUGCGGCCCAGGCUCUGGGGAUAGAAGUUUUGUGCACCUUCCAGCUGGUUUUCACCAUAUUCUCAGUGGAGGAGCAGCGUCGGAGGGACAGCGCAGAACCUGGAAACCUGGCUAUUGGACUUGCACACACUACUGGAGUGCUGAUUGGAGCACGCCUCUCUGGUGCGAGUAUGAACCCUGCACGUUCUCUGGGCCCGGCCAUCAUCACUGGAUUCUGGGAAAACCACUGGGUGUACUGGAUCGGACCAGUGCUUGGUGCUGUGUUGGCUGGCAUGUCUCAUGACUUCCUCUUUGUGCGUAGCGCCUCUCGGCAGAAGUUGGUGGCUUGCCUCACCUGUAAGGAUAUUGAAAUUGUGGAGACGGCCAGUAUGACAGGAUCAUCACUAUCCACUGUCACGCAGAAUGCCACAAGGGCCAAACAGGCCAACAAACAAGAGAACAACUAAGGACACAACAAAAGAAAACAUACAUUCUGCAGCAGUCUGUGAGGAGAAUUUGUACAUUUAGAAAAGACCAAUCUGCAAGAAGCAUCAUCAUAAUGUUUAAAAUCACACGUGAAAUUAUACCGGAGCCACUUGGCA
This is a messenger RNA of Thalassophryne amazonica, 1071 nucleotides long. RefSeq names its product aquaporin-4. The record is from RefSeq and is a predicted model, not a curated record. The transcript is spliced from 6 exons. NCBI's taxonomy places the organism in Eukaryota, Metazoa, Chordata, Actinopteri, Batrachoidiformes, Batrachoididae. Gene Ontology annotation, molecular function: water channel activity. The coding region runs from base 106 to 936 and encodes 276 amino acids. Gene Ontology annotation, biological process: transmembrane transport. Gene Ontology annotation, cellular component: plasma membrane.